AUGAUGGUUACGCGACCCCAGCAGAAGGAGCAGCAGCAGCAGGAGCAGCAGCAGCAGAACAGGAGUAGCAACAUAAGAGCUGCAGCAGCAGGAGCCACAGCAGCGGCAAUAGAUGCAGUAGCAAAUGCAGACGCAGGAGCAGCAUCAGACGCAGCAGGAGCCACAGCAGCGGCAAUAGAUGCAGUAGCAAAUGUAGACGCAGGAGCAGCAUCAGACGCAGCAGGAGCAGCAGCAGCAGGAGCUGUAGCCUCAGCAGCAAAUACAACAGCAAUAGCAGACACAGCAGCAGUUGCAGACGCACCCAAAAGCUUUAGAUACCCGGCAGAGCAAAAAGCAUCCCAGAAGAGACCAGACAAUCCAACGAAGCCGAAACUCAGCCUCCAGGAUACAGAGAAGCCGGAACUCAGCCUCCAGGAUACAGAGAAGCCGGAACUCAGCCUCCAGGAUACAGAGAAGCCGGAACUCAGCCUCCAGGAUACAGAGAAGCCGGAACACAGCCUCCAGGAUACAGAGAAGCCGGAACUCAGCCUCCAGGAUACAGAGAAGCCGGAACUCAGCCUCCAGGAUACAGAGAAGCCGGAACUCAGCCUCCAGGAUACAGAGAAGCCGGAACUCAGCCUCUGA
Messenger RNA from Procambarus clarkii (red swamp crayfish), 624 nucleotides. NCBI's taxonomy places the organism in Eukaryota, Metazoa, Arthropoda, Malacostraca, Decapoda, Cambaridae. The record is from RefSeq and is a predicted model, not a curated record.